Molecule: messenger RNA, 90 nt
Organism: Spirodela intermedia
Lineage: Eukaryota; Viridiplantae; Streptophyta; Magnoliopsida; Alismatales; Araceae
Source: the annotation of a GenBank genome assembly
AUGGAUCUUCAUGGAAAUCAAAAAAAAUCAUAUAAAUAUUUAGAAAAGAAAAGAAGAGAGAAAAGCAAACUAAUCCAACAGUUCAUUUAG